CGGACGUAUGUUUCGUAUUCGCGCCAAACUUCUUCGUAACUCCUCGAUUUCAUAAACUUGUAUUAUGAUAUGUUUCAAUAAAUGAUAGGUUUAAUAUUGUGAUUAUAUUCUUUAGAAUAGAAAAUAAAGUGACUUCUUGUUUUAAAGACACUGAGUGAUGUUUAUUUUUUUGUGUAACUGCAACGUGUUUGGUUCAACGGACUGAGAAGGAUAAAAAUAAUGAAUUCAACGCGUUACAAUAAUUAACAGUUGUGUAGUGUUGUGCAUACAAGUGACUGUGAUCAAGUAAGAUGCGGACUAUGAGAGCCUUAGCUCUAGCUGUACGUUGGUUUGCGUUCCUAGUUGUUGGCGUAGAAUGGCAAGUCUAUUCCCAGGCUGUGCAACAAACAUCAGAAGUAGACAGUUCCUACAACUUUUAUUAUGAACAACCGUGUUGUACCGGACCUGUUAUUAAGAGCAAAUAUCAUGUCAGACAUAAGAGAGAUCAUGUACGAGAAUUCUCCUGCGGCACACUCUACUAUAGAACCUUCUUUGUGGAUUCCAAACGCGAUGCGCUCUACGUCGGAGCGAUGGAUCGACUAUAUCGACUUAACAUGAACAACAUCAGCUCGUCACACUGUGAUAGAGAUUCCAUAAAUCUGGAACCCAGCAAUGUUGCUCAAUGUGUCUCCAAGGGAAAAUCUGAACACUUCGAUUGCCGAAAUCACGUCAGAGUGAUCCAGCCAAUGGGGGAUGGAUCAAGACUGUACGUCUGCGGAACAAAUGCCCACAGCCCUAAAGAUUGGGUGCUUUAUUCCAACCUGACGCACCUGCCUCGUCACGAGUACGUGCCGGGCAUCGGCAUGGGCGUCGCCAAGUGUCCGUACGAUCCGGCCGACAACUCCACCGCCUUGUGGGUGGAAAAAGGCAACCCUGGCGCCCUGCCCGCUUUGUACUCGGGAACUAAUGCCGAGUUCACAAAAGCAGACACCGUGAUCUUCAGAACCGACCUGCAUAACUUGACAACGGGCCGUCGGGAGUUUUCUUUUAAGCGGACUUUGAAAUACGACUCCAAAUGGCUGGACAAACCAAAUUUCGUCGGCUCAUUCGACGUCGGCGAGUACGUGUUGUUCUUCUUCCGCGAGACCGCCGUGGAGUAUAUCAACUGCGGCAAAGCGGUGUACUCGCGGGUGGCGCGGGUCUGCAAGCGAGACACGGGCGGGAAAAAUAUUCUCAGCCAGAAUUGGGCUACAUACUUAAAAGCUCGUCUCAACUGCAGCAUACCAGGAGAAUUUCCGUUCUACUUCAAUGAGAUACAGAGUAUCUACAAGGUACCUGGUGAUGACAGCCGUUUUUACGGAGUCUUUACAACAGCUUCGACGGGGUUGAUGGGGUCUGCAAUUUGUACCUUUACAAUUGGAGACAUUCAGAAAGCAUUCGAAGGUAAAUUCAAGGAGCAAGCGACGUCCAGCUCCGCAUGGCUGCCCGUCAUUAGCAGCAGAGUCCCUGAACCAAGACCUGGGACCUGUGUUAAUGACACCUCAUCUCUGCCUGAUACAGUGCUUAAUUUUAUAAGGUCACAUCCACUGAUGGACAGUGCAGUGUCACACGAACAUGAAAAACCAAUUUACUACAAACGAGACCUGUUCUUUACCCGCUUGGUGGUGGACAGGGUGAAGGUGGACAUGUUAGGACACCAGCUGGACUACACAGUCUACUACGCAGGCACUAAUGAAGGUAAAAUUCAUAAAAUCGUGCAAUGGACUCGGAACGGCGACAGCCAGUCAGCUUUACUUGACAUCUUCGACGUUACUCCCGGCGAACCAAUUCAGGCAAUGGCGAUAUCCCGCGUGCACGGCUCCUUGUACGCAGCGUCAGAUAGGCGCGUGCUACAACUACGCCUUGCACUGUGCGCGCGCCGUUACGAUGCAUGCGUGCGUUGCGCACGCGAUCCUUACUGUGGAUGGGACCGGGAUGCUGGCGUGUGUAGGGAAUACAUGCCAGGGUUAAUACAAGACGUGGCAAAUGAAACAGCAGAUAUAUGUGACUCAUCCAUCGCCCGCAAGAGCGUGUCUGCGACUUGGGGUCAGAGCCUACACCUUGGCAGCUUCGUGAAAAUGCCAGAAGUAUUGCAACCCAGAGCCGUCACGUGGUUUCACUACUCCAGAGAUAAAGGAAGGCAUCCUAUUACUUUUAAUAAGCCGGAAAAAUACAUCGAAACAUCAGAGCACGGUCUGCUCAUCAUAUCAGUGACGGAGGCUGACGCGGGCCGCUAUGACUGCUGGCUUGGCGGGUCUCUGCUCUGCUCCUACAACAUCACUGUCGAUACGCACAGAUGCUCACCGCCUGAAAAGAGUAACGAGUAUCAGAAGAUCUAUUCGAACUGGUGUCACGAAUUUGAAAAAUACAAGACAGCUAUGAAGACUUGGGAAAGAAAACAAGAGCAAUGCUCGAGACAGAACGACUCGAAUCAGAACACUCAUCCGAAUGAGAUUGUGUGAUAGCUUCUGAACAUCGCCUAUCUCAUGUUUCAAUCAGUCAACUACUAUGCCGGAGCGAUACCAGUGCCGUACGUCUCAGCGGGCCUCAAAUACUUCAAUAUAUUCUCGUGAAUUAUUCAUAAUUAUCAGUGAAGAGCUCAAUGACUAUAGUGCCCCAUUAAUGCCAAGACUAAUAAAAAUAUAGUGAAAGCGAACAAAGGAGAAAAAAAUAAUUCAAUUUGAAAAUAAACCAGGUUUAAUAACUCAAGCGCCCAACGUAGUGAACCAAGUGCCCCAUAUAAAUUGAAUAACUAUAAUAUAACAGUGUUAAUGAGCAUUUAAAUAUUUUAAAAGUCAAGAUUAAUAACAAUAAAACAUCUCAGAAACGGAUUUGUUAAUAAAGGGCAUGAACAGGAAGACCAAACACUUAAAUAACAAUUCAGUAUUAAUUGACUUCAAAUAUAACUAAAAUAUCUAUAAAAUCAGUGAAUAAAAGCUCAAGUGAAUCACAACUUUAGUAUUAAAUGUUAAAUAGCAGAGAAAUUAAUAAUUUGAUAUCGUGAACUUAGUGUACCGUUAGAUUUUGUGAACUCUUCGUGACCUGUGACAGAACAGUUUCAACAACACAGCAGAACAUGAGAAGGCGAUUGGAUAAAAAAAAAUGGACCUCAUUUAUUAAAAUUAAGGAGAGUUUCCUAGCGUCGUGCGUUGCUUUGUUGGAAUAUUGAAUGUAAAAAAGGAUUUAUCUAAAUUUUAAUGUAAGUACGCUUCUUUCGUUGAAUAAGUAGAGUUUGUUAGUAAUCAAAAUCGAAAUUAAUUUUGGAUAUAAACUAUAAAUUAUCAGCGCAUUUUAAUUGCUAUACGCCAUAUCUGUAGUGAGCGAGUGCUAUUUCAUAAUUAUUUACUGUAUUUAUUCCCCGUUAUUUCCUAUUCCGCUAGCGAUC
This is a messenger RNA of Nymphalis io (European peacock), 3403 nucleotides long. It is a transcript of the gene Sema2a, whose product is annotated as semaphorin-2A. Gene Ontology annotation, molecular function: semaphorin receptor binding; chemorepellent activity. Gene Ontology annotation, biological process: negative regulation of axon extension involved in axon guidance; negative chemotaxis; neural crest cell migration. The transcript is spliced from 16 exons. Lineage: Eukaryota; Metazoa; Arthropoda; Insecta; Lepidoptera; Nymphalidae. The record is from RefSeq and is a predicted model, not a curated record. Bases 291 to 2480 code for a protein of 729 amino acids.